Messenger RNA from Lytechinus variegatus (green sea urchin), 1605 nucleotides. RefSeq lists its product as uncharacterized. NCBI's taxonomy places the organism in Eukaryota, Metazoa, Echinodermata, Echinoidea, Temnopleuroida, Toxopneustidae. The record is from RefSeq and is a predicted model, not a curated record. The transcript is spliced from 3 exons. The coding region runs from base 1 to 1605 and encodes 534 amino acids.
AUGAACCCCCUUCUGAUCCCGAGCCCUUCUACCGGAAAAGCACAUGGACUCCGGCCAAGAAUAGAGUUCCUUCCCUUGAAACGCAGGAACAAGGAAAUAGGUAACCUCACAAAGAAGCGACAACGGUCAAACAGAUUUAGACGACGUACCAACAACAAUGAUGCAUCCCCCCAUUUGGUUGUUAAUCUCUCAUCCUCCCCUCUCUCCCAAGCAGAAACCUCUCUUCUCUCUAAAGGGCUCAAGUUUUGCCCAACGCCACCAGAAGUUGAACAGAUAGCUCUCAGCCAAGACCUCUCUACUUUCUAUCGCGGGAUACGUCUCAAAGAGUUCUUUUUAGAUGAACCCCCUUCUGAUCCCGAGCCCUUCUACCGGAAAAGCACAUGGACUCCGGCCAAGAAUAGAGUUCCUUCCCUUGAAACGCAGGAACAAGGAAAUAGGUCCGACAUCAUCAUCAAGCCUGCAAACAAAGGAUCAGCCGUCGUCGUCAUGGAUCGCCAGCAGUACAUCGAUAAAGCCAUGAAACAUCUCAAUAAUCGUUCUCACUAUGCACUCCUUGAUUCUGACCCCACUUGUAAUUUCUCCCUACAGAUCCAAUCGACACUGAAUGACAUGAAAGAACACAAGCAUCUAUCUGAGAAGGCCCACAAAUUUCUCUCCCCUACUAAUGCUAAACCUGCCCGCUUCUAUCUCCUCCCCAAGAUCCACAAACCUGGCAACCCUGGUCGACCCAUCCUCUCAGGAAAUGGUUCCCCAACAGAGAACAUCUCCCUUUUUGUUGAUUAUCACAUCAAACCCCUUGUCUCACGUGCACCCUCUUACAUCCACGACACUCCAGACUUUCUCAGGAAACUCAAUGACAUCAAGGACCAGAUACCCGAGACUGCGCUCAUCGGCACUUUAGACGUUUCUUCACUGUACGCCAAUAUUCCCCACGAUGAAGGUAUCCAAGCAUCACGUGAAGCCUUGACCGCCAGUGUCCAUUCCAGUCCCCCCAUAUCCGAUAUCAAAUCUCUUAUGUCUCAUGUACUAACAAAAAAACAACUUCACUUUCAUGGAUCAGCACUACCUACAGAUAUUCGGCACAGCAAUGGGCACCCGGAUGGCUCCUUCAUUCGCCUGUCUCUUCAUGACCAAGCUGGAACAGCAGAUGAAACCCACUUCCUUGAUGUCACAGUCCAGAAAAAGCCUAACGGUAUCACCACUACCCUGUACACUAAACCCACAGAUACCCACCAGUACCUCCACUCAUCCAGCUGCCACCCCCGUCACUGCAAAACCGGCAUCGCUUACAGUCAAGCCCUCAGACUUCGCCGUAUUUGCUCCGAGGACCCUGAUUUUUCCUUCCAUACCAGGAAUUUGCAGAAACAUCUCUGUGCCAGGGGCCACGGGGCCAGGGCAGUCCAACUGGCAAUCAACAAAGUUCGUUCUCUCCCUAGAUCUGAAGUUCUCAAACCUAAAAGUAACAAGAAGACUACCGACAGAAUACCGCUUGUGACCACCUUCCAUCCCAAUCUACCCCCUCUCCGCAAAAUCCUGUGUGAUAACCACCACAUUUUACACACUUCUGAUCGUCUCCAACAGGCCGUUCCCGAUACUCCCUUCUAG